GUUGCCCCGUCACGGCCAGGGACGCAGACAGGAAAACAUUUGGCUGCCUGACAUCGCUUUCGGGCCAGGCGCUGCCCCAUCCGGGCUGGGGAACGUAAGGCGGGAGGAGAUCUGGGUGCUCAGCAUCCGCAGUAAGCCAAAUGUUUCCCAUCCUGGCUUGGGGGAUGUGGGCAGGAGGCAAUUUGGGUGCUCAGCACCUACUUUUGGGCCCAAUGUUACCCCAUCCAGACUGGAAGAGGGAGACAGGAGGCAACUUGGGUGCCCAGUAUCACCUCUUGAGCCAGAUGUUGCCCUGUCCAGACUGGGGGGCAGACACAGGACGCUGUUUGGGUGCUCAGCACACACUUGGGCCAGAUGUUGCUCCCUCCGGACUUGGGGAUGGAGACAGGAGGCAAUUUGGGUGCUCAGCACCUGCUUUUGGGCCAGGUGUUGCCCCAUCUGGACUGGGGGACACAGGCAGGAGGCGGUCUGGGUGCUCAGCACCCAUUUUUGGGCCAAACAUUGCCCUCUCCAGGCCAGGGGCCGCAAGCAAGAGGAGAUUUGGGUGUCCAGCACCUACUGCAGCUCUGUACGUUGGCCUGUCCUGGCCAAAGGACGCAGGCAGAAGGAAAUUGGGGUGCUCAGCACCCACUUUCAGGCCAAACAUUGCUCCCAAACCCCUCCUGGGGGAAGCCUGCUCCCUUCCCCCUGCUCUCCGUGCCUCUCGGUGCUGUGCUUGUGGGGUUUACUCCUCGCUGUAGCGAUGGGGGUUGUGGAGGAGCGAGGGGUGAAGGUGUUUGUCCCUGGGGCCACUGGAGCCUGUCCCCACCUCGCAGCCCUCUUGUCCCUCCUCAGGUGCAGGAGCUGAUCAUCAACAAGGACCCCACGCUGCUGGACAACUUUUUGGACGAGAUCAUCGCUUUCCAGGCUGACAAGUCCAUCGAGGUGCGGAAGUUCGUGGUGGGCUUCAUCGAGGAGGCCUGCAAGCGGGACAUCGAGCUGCUCCUGAAGCUCAUCGCCAACCUGAACAUGUUGCUGAAGGACGAGAACGUGAACGUGGUGAAGAAAGCCAUCCUCACCAUGACCCAGCUCUACAAGGUGGCCUUGCAGUGGAUGGUGAAGUCCAAGGUGAUCAGCGAGCUGCAGGAGGCCUGCUGGGAGAUGGUGUCGGCCAUGGCCAGCGACAUCAUCCUCCUCCUCGACUCGGACAACGACGGCAUCCGCACGCACGCCAUCAAGUUCGUCGAGGGGCUCAUCAUCACCCUGUCGCCCCGCAUGCCCGACUCGGAUGUGCCCAAGCGCCACGAGAACGACAUCAGCCUCGAGCGCAUCCCCAAGGAUCACCCCUACAUUAAGUACAACGUGCUCUGGGAAGAGGGCAAGGCCGCUCUGGAGCAGCUCCUCAAGUUCAUGGUGCACCCGGCCAUCUCCAGCAUCAACCUCACGGCGGCCCUGGGCUCCCUGGCCACCAUCGCCCGCCAGCGGCCCAUGUUCAUGGCGGAGGUGAUCCAGGCCUACGAGACCCUUCACGCGAACCUACCGCCCACCUUGGCCAAGUCGCAGGUGAGCAGCGUGCGCAAGAACCUCAAGUUGCACCUGCUGAGCGUCCUGCGGCACCCGUCCUCGGGCGACUUCCAGCCCCAGAUCACCACCCUCCUGGUAGACCUGGGCACCCAGCAGGCCGAGAUCGCCCGCAGCAUGCCCAACCCCCGUGAUGUCCGCAAGCGGCCCCGUGACGAGCCUGACCCCACCCUCAAGAAGAUGAAGAUCGAGCCACCCCUGGGCGAAGACGACGAGGACAAGGACCUGGAGCAGGUAGCGGUACCGGCACCCAAAGCAUCCAGCCAGGGCAGCGCCCAGUCGGACACGGACAUCACGGCCGAGUUCCUGCAGCCCCUGCUGACGCCCGAAAACGUUGCCAACCUGGUGCUCAUCAGCAUGGUGUACCUGCCCGAGACCAUGCCCGCCUCCUUCCAAGCCACCUACACGCCCGUGGAGUCCGCCGGCACGGAGGCGCAGAUCAAACACCUCUCCCGGCUCAUGGCCACGCAGAUGACGGCAGCGGGCCUUGGCCCUGGGGUGGAGCAGACAAAGCACCUCAAGGAAGAGCCGAAGGAGGAGAAAAUGGCCAAGCCUGAGAGCGUGGUGAUCAAACGGCGCCUCUCGGCCCUGUCCCAAGGCCAGGCCAUCUCCGUGCUGGGCGCCCAGGGCUCUCCCGCCAACCUGCUGGAGGAAGAAGCCCCGCAGACCAAGCGGCGCCCCGAACCCAUCAUCCCCGCUACGCAACCCAGGCUAAGCGGCGCCGGUGGGCGCAAGAAGGUUUUCCGCCUGGGCGAUGUGAUCAAGCCGCUGAGCGACAUGCAGAUGGAGAAGAAGGGGACCGUCACCCCGUCCCCUGAACGGCGCCUCAGCCUUUCUCCCAUGAUAGAGACCAUCUCUUUAUCUGAGAGAUGCGCAGAAGCUCCCGUGUCACUCUCUGGGGACAGCCGCAGCUCAGGGGUGGCAUUGUGGGGGACGUUUGUCGGCAGGAUUUUCACCAAAGUGGUGCUGGAGGCGCCGCUGAUCACCGAGAGUGCCCUGGAAGUCAUCCGGAAAUACUGCGAGGACGAGAGCCGCACCUACCUGGGCAUGUCCACGCUGCGCGACCUGAUCUUCAAGAGACCCUCCAGGCAGUUCCAGUACCUGCACGUCCUCCUCGACCUCAGCUCGCACGAGAAGGACAAGGUUCGCCAGCAGGCCUUGCUCUUCAUCAAGCGCAUGUACGAGAAGGACCAGCUGAGGGAAUACGUGGAAAAGUUUGCCCUCAACUACCUGCAGCUCCUGGUGCACCCCAAUCCCCCGUCCGUGCUCUUCGGGGCUGACAAGGACACGGAGGUGGCCGCUCCCUGGACGGAGGAGACCAUCAAGCAGUGCCUGUACCUCUACCUGGCCCUGCUGCCGCACAACCACAAGCUCAUCCACGAGUUGGCCUCCGUGUACACCGAGGCGAUCGCCGACAUCAAGCGCACCGUCCUGCGGGUCAUCGAGCAGCCGAUCCGCGGCAUGGGCAUGAACUCCCCUGAGCUCCUGCUGCUGGUGGAGAACUGUCCCAAGGGAGCCGAGACGCUGGGGAAGCGGCUGGGGAAACGCGUCCGUGAUCUCUAUCACAAGAGGCUGCCGGACGUGCGCUUCCUCAUCCCCGUCCUCAACGGCCUGGAGAAGAAAGAGGUGAUCCAGGCUCUGCCCAAACUCAUCAAGCUGAACCCCAUCGUGGUGAAGGAGGUUUUCAACCGCCUGCUGGGCACACAGCACGGUAGGGCUGCGGCCUCCCCGGGGACAGUCCUGCAGGCCCCUCGCGGUGCCCCCCCGUCCCCCGCUGACGCCGUUGUCCCCGCAGUCACCAACCUCUGCUUCGCCGAGAGGAACGUCUACACCUCGGAGGUGCUGGCGGUGGUGAUGCAGCAGCUGAUGGAGCAGAGCCCGCUGCCCAUGCUGCUCAUGCGCACCGUCAUCCAGUCGCUCACCAUGUACCCCCGCCUCGGUGGCUUCGUCAUGAACAUCCUCUCCCGCCUCAUCAUGAAGCAGGUGGGAGCCGACGGCUGUCUGUCUGUCCGUCCGUCCCGGCCUUGGUGUCUCCAGGUGUCCCCUCCUGGGCUUGGCGCGGCCAUCUGUCCCAGCACCGAUGUCUCUGGGUGGUCCUUCCUGGACUUGGCGCGUUUGUCCCAGCCCUGGUGUUUCUGGGUGUCCCCUCCUGGGCUUGGCGCGGCCAUCUGUCUGUCUGUCCGUCCGUCCUGGCCCCGCUGUCUCCAGGUGUCUCCUUGUGGGCUCAGUGUGGCUUUUUGUCCCAGCCCUGGUGUCUCUGGGUGUCCCUUCCUGGGCUUGGCACGUCUGUCUGUCCAAGCCCUGGUGUGUCCAGGUGGCCCUUCCUGGGCUUGGUCUGUCUGUCCCAGCCCCAGUGCCUUUGGGUGGCUCUUCUGGGGCUCAGUACGGCCGUCUGUCUGUCUGUCCCAGCCCUGACGUCUCUGGUGUCCCUUCCCAGGCUAGGUAUGGCCAUCUGUCUGUCUGUCUCAGCCCGGGCAUCCCCAGGUGUCCCUUCCCAGGAACCGCUGUGUCCUGGUGUUUCUGCAUGUUCCUUCCCAGGCUUGACGUGUCCGUCCGUCCGGGUGUCCCUUUCCAGGCUCGGUGUGUCUGUCUGUCUGUCCAUCCAGGUGUUCCUUCCCGGGCUCGGCGUGUCCG
Molecule: messenger RNA, 4194 nt
Organism: Struthio camelus australis
Lineage: Eukaryota; Metazoa; Chordata; Aves; Struthioniformes; Struthionidae
Source: RefSeq, a predicted model, not a curated record